Molecule: messenger RNA, 1052 nt
Organism: Cuscuta epithymum
Lineage: Eukaryota; Viridiplantae; Streptophyta; Magnoliopsida; Solanales; Convolvulaceae
Source: the annotation of a GenBank genome assembly
CGAGAUUAGCUACCCCUUUUCCUCCGUCGAUCACCACGUUUUUCCCAAUCUUCACCGUCCCUUACAUAAAUUCCUUUUCCCCGCAUAUCCUCACUUCAAGCUGCAAUCCUUCUUCGUCUUCUCCCCCCAAGAAGAAAUGGCGGCUUUCCAACGAACGUCGUUUACAUUCUACUCGUCCUCGCUGCCGUCCACUAAAAUUCUCGCCGCGCCGACGGCGAAGCUCUCCUUCUCUGGAGGCCUGAGGCUUCCGAAGUUCACUAUCAAGUCUCCCUCCAGAAGACUCUCCCGCCGCGCCGGCGGCGGUGUGCUUGGUGCCAUAAUGGCUGACACGGCUGCCGGAAGAUACGCUUCCGCGCUCUGCGAUGUCGCCAUGUCGAACGGAACUCUGGAACAAACCACAGCGGACAUGGGGAAGAUCGAGAAGAUCUUCUCCGACGAUUCGGUGUUCGAUUUCUUCGCCAGUCCUGUGAUGAGAGAUGAGAAUAAGCGGUCGGUACUCGAUGAGAUCGCCGAGUCGUCGGAGCUCCAGCCGCACACGGUCAAUUUCCUGAAAAUCCUGUUGGACAUGAAUCGAAUGGAGCUGAUAAAGGACAUCGUGAAGGAGUUCGAGGAAUUGUAUAACCAGGCGACGGAGACGGAGCUGGCGGUUGUGACCUCGGUGGUGAAGCUGGACUCGCAGCACCUGGCGCAGAUCGCGAAGGGCGUUCAGCGGCUAACCGGAGCUAAGAAUGUUCGAAUCAAGACCGUGAUUGACCCGUCUCUGGUGGCCGGGUUCACAAUCCGGUUCGGAGAUUCUGGGUCCAAAUUAGUGGAUAUGAGUGUAAAGAAGCAGCUUCAGGACAUUGCUGCUCAGCUCGAGAUCAAAGACAUUCGGUUGGCCGUAUAAUUAACCCCUCCCUCUCCUUUUUCCAAUUUACUUAUUUAAUCAUAAUUGCUGCAAAUCACGAAUGUUGUAAUGAAUGGAAUAUUGGAGUUAAUCAUGUUGUCAAUAUACUUAUCUUGUACCAAUAUCGGCUUAUUCUUCAGAUAUGCAAAUUCAACAAGCUUUUUCA